Anopheles aquasalis is the source of this 878-nucleotide messenger RNA. Its product is annotated as isochorismatase domain-containing protein 1. The record is from RefSeq and is a predicted model, not a curated record. NCBI's taxonomy places the organism in Eukaryota, Metazoa, Arthropoda, Insecta, Diptera, Culicidae.
UACCGGUUUUUCGCAACAAUAACAAAGAUUUCCGAUCACUUUUUUCAGAUUUUUCCCAAAGAUUUGUGCCGGCAAACUCCGAAAAUGGCCCGCCAGCUGACCAAACUUGGGUAUCUCGACGUAAAGAAAACGCUGUUUAUGCUGUGCGAUCUGCAGGAUAAGUUCCGACCGGGCAUGAAGAUGUUCGAUCCAGUGAUAAAAAACACAAGCAAACUGCUACAAGCCGGAAAAAUGCUGGACGUACCGCUCAUCGUCACCGAGCACUAUCCGGAGAAGCUGGGUCGCAUCGUGAAAGAGCUGGACAUUUCGCACGCCAAAGGUGUGUUCCCGAAGACGCUGUUCAGCAUGAUGAUCCCGGAUGUGCAACGGCGUAUCGAGGAGCUGUAUGGUCGCGAAGGUCCCGAAACGGUGGUCCUAUUUGGGCUCGAGUCGCACAUCUGUCUCGAGCAGACGGCAAUGGAUUUGCUUAGCCAGGGAUACACCGUACAUGUAGCGGCCGAUUGUUCCGUGUCGCGCACCCAGGAAGACCGCAAGUUGGCCCUUCAGCGCCUGCAGCAGUACGGGUGCUUCGUAUCGACGAGCGAAAACAUUAUCUUCAAGCUGAUGCGCGAUAAGCAGCACCCGGCGUUCGAUAAGGUGCGCCAUGUCGUUCGCGAUCCCUCGAUCGACACCGAGCUGGCCAAACUGUGAGAACGAAAAUCCGGAACAUUCGAACGAUUCGACACAAAAGGUGGAGGGAAACAGCACUAGCGAUUAGUGGCUCCGGCGGUUGGCUCCAAGAGCGAGAGGAAAUUAUGUAAAGUGCAUUUAGAUUUUCGGAACAAAUGUUACAAACAAAUUGCUGAUUGUUUUUAGUAAAAGUACUGCAAGAACGUAAA